Messenger RNA from Cladophialophora carrionii CBS 160.54, 4281 nucleotides. RefSeq lists its product as uncharacterized. Lineage: Eukaryota; Fungi; Ascomycota; Eurotiomycetes; Chaetothyriales; Herpotrichiellaceae. The coding region runs from base 1 to 4281 and encodes 1426 amino acids. Gene Ontology annotation, cellular component: nucleus; exosome (RNase complex). The transcript has 3 exons. The record is from RefSeq and is a predicted model, not a curated record.
AUGGCGCAUCCUUACUCUUCCACCCCGAUGUACGCGGGCACACCGUCAUACGCGCCUCAGCAGCAGUCCUACUAUCCCUCCUAUCCAUCUAAUGGCCUACAGCAACAGAUCCAGACCCCUCCGGGCCUCCUUCAGCAGCCUGCGCAGGGGCAGGGUCAACCAUCGACGUUUCCUACCUACCAGCAACAGCAGCAGCAGCAGCAACCGUCGCCCUCGACCACUGGUCCGAGAUUUGAGCAGAACUCGCAGCUGCCUCUUCCUACGCCGUCCUUUCCUCCUUUCCCACCUCCUCCCAUCAACUUCAAUUCCGACUUCUUCAAACAGUUUGCAAGCGGGAGCUUUCUGCCUCCACCUCCUCCCAAUCUCCCUCCAGUCCCACUUCCCAGUCCCGGAUAUCCCCAGCUGAGUGCAGCGGUGAACACGUCCACCUCGUCACCAUAUUCGCAGUUUUCUACAGCUGGAGUGCAAGGUUUUGGUUCAGGUUUUGUACAAAACGAACAGACGAGGCAGCAGCACGGCGACCCAUACAUAGGAUCACAACAAGGCGCUCAUGCUGGGACGGAAUGGCCAAGAGACAGCCACACAUACAGCGCACCUGUGGCAGCACAGAGCGCAAGUUCAAGCAAUCCACGCCCCAUCUCCAGGGGUGUGAUAAGCCUACCUGCAGAUCAGUCGCUUCCCUCGUUUGGCUCGAGAUCUGACCUUGACAUGCUUUUCGCGACUGCCCAGAAUCUGAUGGGCCAAGCGACGCCCGCUCACGAAACGGCUGUCUCUCAAAAGAUAGAUAGAGACGACCUUGGCGAGCAUGAUCCAGCGAUGGAUGGUGGUGCUUCUCCCUAUGAUCCCACUCGACCAGCGACCAUCCAAGACAGAUCGUCCGGGAGCUUCGGACCCACCAGCAAUGCCUCCAAAGGUCACGGCCCAAAGAAGGUGGAGAGAGUCUACGACAACAAGUCACACACUGAGUUGAGACAACUCGCUAAGGGCGCAGUAUUAUCUCUCGUACCUCACAAGAUCCUUUACGCAGACCUCGUCAAGGAAGGCGUCAAUCCGCAGAUCUUGCGGGAGUUGUAUGGAGAGCUUGGCCUUAAGAUUGAACCGGAGCAGUCCAAAGAAGAUGUCUCCAUGGCUGACGCAGACGGAUCUCCGCCAGCGCAGCAAGCGAAGGUCGAUAUGCAUGAGUACGCCGUCACACAAACUGGUGCUCAGACUGGCAUCCCACCAGCUUCUACUGCUCUCGCUGCAUCGGCAGUGGCCUCUGAGCCCCCACCACCGCCGGCAGGCAUGGAUGCGAAGAGGCAACAGACAGCACCAAAUCCUAGCCUGGAGCGAAAAGAUAGGAUCGCACAGCUCCUUGCUGCGAAGGCGGGUCGAUCUACUUCCCCUCAGGUCGCUCAACCAAUCGUUACACGAGAAGAGUCUUCGCUGCCACUUCCUGUCACGGUUUCUACAAAUGCGUCGGAAGUUGCCGCAACCCUUGCUACCUCACAAGUUGCGCCCGCCACCCAGCCAGAGACCCCUGCCACUCUGGCCGUUACUGGUGUAAUCAAACCAAAGGCACCCAUUGGGCUGGUGAAGCAGAAGAUGGAACAGCUGAAGCGGGAGGCACAGGCCCGGAACGAAGCUAAUCUAGCACAACCUUCUUCGGCACAAGAGAGCACUCCUGACCGCGACGGUUCGGUCGACGUGACCGAGUCGACCCUUCAGCUCGGAGCCUUCACGCCUCUGGUCGCGAGCAAAGUGUCAUCCUCCAAUCAACCCUCAGUAACCUCUCUGAUACCAGGAUUGUUUAUGAGCUCCAGCGAGGCGCCUGGGAUCGCUGAAUCGACUAGUCAACCUUUACCGUUUCAAUCUUCGUCCUCCCUAAUUCCAGCGAAGCGCUCCUCAGACCCAAAUACCGCUUCAUCAGCUUUCCAACCCCCAAACAAGAAGCCGAACAUGCAACAGGAUCUGCCACAUACAUCAUCUAUUCCGCCCGCAGACAACGACCUCGACUAUGACUCGGAAGGCGAAGUUGUUGAAGAUACCGAAAAUGAUAUGAUGGCCCUAGAUCACGAGCCAGAUCAAACUGCUCGGCGAGAAGAUCAGCCUCAAGAGUCGUCCCUCGCCACCUCUCCCCCCUCAAGCAGGUCCGCAGGCGUUGACCAAGUUGCCGCGGCGUCGCUGCAACCUGCUUCCAACAAUGGACCUGGAAGUGAUCAACUGUACCGGGCCAAGCAGUCUGAGAUAGAAGCUAUGCGGCGGAAGAUUGCUGAGAUGGAGCGCAACAAGUUGAAGCGAACCAGGAGCCAGUUGGAAUCCCCGUCAUCUUCGAAGCCUGCGACGCCUCCAGUUGGCGGCGAAGAACAUCAGCCGAGCAGCUCGCCAAUCGCUCAACCGCUUGAGUUGAGUGGAUCCCAGCGACAGACUUUCGGGAAUAGGACGGCGUCCAAACUGACUCGGGAGCAACUUCAAGAACGAGCUGCCGCUUUGAAGGCAGAAGUUCUAAGGCAGCGCUCACAACGUCAACAAGUGUUGCAAGAGGGCCUACCAGAUCUUAAUGCCGAAGUAAAGAAGACUGAGAGUCGGCUGGAAAACUCACGCAAAGAGCUAAGCCGGAUUCGUGGACAAAUCCAAAACCUCCAGGCAGAGUUGGACCGAUUGGUUGUGCAAGAGAAGGAGCUUAAUGAGGAGGUUGGCCGUUUCGAACAGCAGCUCAAAGAAGGCCAAGAAGGUCAGAAGCAAUACUCAGAUGAGUUGCAACAGAUCAAGCUCGAGAAACUUGCGGAAGAACAAGCAUUACCUGCUCAGCAAGAACCGGUCAUGAACCCAGCGGCGCAGCCAGCAACUAGGACAGAUUCACAGCCACUGCCAGGCUUGAGCAAUGGAGAUGUCGCCAGCCAAGGGUCAACUCACCAAGACGACCAGGAUCUGCUCGCUGUGCAGCUGGACUCUGCCGCUGCAACGCUUGCUGAGGACGAUGCUCAAAUGCGAAUGGAAGACAAUGGCGACAACCUAACGCCAGACCUGAUCACAUCCUCGGCACUCGGACCUACGAUUGAGCACGGACAGGGAAUGCGGACAGAUGAUGUUCCAGAGCCUCCUGCUCCCGACCGUUUCGAGAUCACUCCGCCUGAAGAACCCGAUUCCACCGAUGCGCAACUUCAGGCUGCUCUUGACGAUCAACUGGGAGCAGGCGAAAUGGAGAUCUCACCCGAACCUGAAUAUUACGAGGAAUCUCACGAGACGCUGCCAAAAACGUCCAUGGGACAAGAGUUGACUGAGGAGACAAUGGACAUGGACAACGAUAGUAACGGAAGUGCGAGCAUGUCUGGUUCGGAUGACGAAGAGGAAGAGGAAUAUGAGCCAGCUGGGGUUGGCUCUUCUGCCUCCAUGCACGAAGAUGAGUACGAGCCUGCCGAUGUCGACACUUCUGUGCCAAUGCAACAAUCGGACGACGAAGGCGAGUAUGACCCUGAGACAGCCCCCAUCGAAAGUGGCACACCAACGACUGGGGUCCCAGAGGAGACCGAUGGUUUUCACAACCCAACAGCAGUUGUGGACGUAGCAGCAGCGGCUCCCACUCCAGCCGUGUCUGAGGCUCCUGUCAACGACAGCUCAGCAACGGCAUUGAACGCUGUUGGGUCUCCCACGGAGGGGCGGGCCCCGAUUGAUGAUGUCUCCGUUGUUUCAGAAGUGCCAAUCAACACCCGGGACGAUCUCGAAUCAGAUGCUCAACUUACCGAAGUCGAUGCCAUAGUCAAACCGGCACCAAGACCGAGCGAAGCAGCUGAGGCGGUUGCUCUCCUUAGCGGCACUACCACCCCAACCGUCCACUACGUACCCUACAAAACUCCCUUCAGCUCCUUCAAGAGCUACCGGUUUCACUCUGACUUCAACGAAACCGUCAAAUCGGGCUACCGCUCGUUGACAUACAGCAACAAUAUCGAUCACUCCCGCCCUCUCUGCCCAACCGAGCUUUCUGGCCAAACCUGCAAUGAUCAGAACUGCGAAGAGCAGCAUUUCAGCCAGCUCGGGCUGCCAGAUGAGAAGAUCCUUGUGCAAAUGUCGUCAGCGAGCGAUAUCAAGGAUAAAGCCACCAAGGAUGAAUUCCAUACAGGGCUGAAGCAGGUUAUCGCCGAUCUGAGAGCCCAUGAGGUCAAGGACUUUGAGAAGGUGGCCGAAGCCCUUUCGAAAUAUCGAAGAGAUUUCUCUGCUGCGAGGGAGGAGAAGGACAAUGAGCCAGAGACCACAACGAAGGAAGCCGAAUCUAGCCCCAGUGGAGGAGGUCCAGAUUCUUAG